UUUUAAUUAAUUCAAUAUGAAUUCUCAACUUGAUAAGAAUUCUGAUCAAGAUAAAGGCCAGAUUUAUACUAAUCCGAUUAUCCUACGACAGAGAAUGCAACGCCCAAAGACUAGUGGAGCGAGGAGCAGUAUGAGAAACUCGCAUACUGAGAACUGCACUUUGAAGCAAUACUCAACCAACAAUAUAGCGUGGAUGGGUCCUACUGAUGCUAAACCUGGCUGUUCAAGUACUUCUGUUAAAUCUCUUUCAAGAGAAAAAUUACGUGAGAAAAUAAAGAAGCUUGCCUCACUUUCGACAGACUAUAAGUCAAUUUCAGCUCUGGCAAAGAAUAAGACUCAUUUGCAGUCAAAGCUGGCGUGAAAGACCAAACUUAUUAAGAUAAAUCCUUUUGGGGAUAACAGAGUAGUUCAGCAUCCUUUCUCUGGUGGAAAAAGAGACGUAAAUGUUAUGAAUAACACUUCAUUAUUCCGAAAUACGACCAAACUGAAAGGAACUUCAGGAGAGUCUGUAUUAAUAAAUGAUGAUACUCAGCCGCCUAAUACCGCUAAUAAGUUAGCACAAACUUUACUUACUGAGAAAGAAUCAAAUACUCAGGCAGUUCAGAUCCUAGAUUGAUCAUUUAGUUCUAAUUUUCCUUUCUUUUCAAGGGAGACAAGCAAGGAAGAUCUUCAGAACCAGGUACAGAAGGAUCAGGAAUUGACUUCCCGAGCUAAGACUCCUGCAAUUGAGAGCCAUCAGUCACAAAGGAUCAAUCGGAUUAACUCAAUGUCUCCUAAAGGUAUCCUGAAAAAGCCAAAUACAGCCCAAGUUGGGAUGAACAAGAGAGUUCAUUACCCAAGGAAGCUCAAUACUAGUAAAGAUAGCUCAUUCCAUAUGAAUAAUCCUCAGAUAGAAAAUGUGAGCCAGUCAUCUUAUUUUAACAGUGUUCGUACUGAUAGGAAUAAUGACCCGAACAGUGAGGCUAAUAAGCUUAAAAGGAAGGUAUUCAAGAAUGCCAAGCAGAGGCAGAAGCAACGCAAGAUGGAUCAUUGCACUUUGAAGCAUAUCCUCCAAUACAAAAAUGCAUUCAAAUCAUAUAACACUGUACUUUUCAGAAACAGAGUUUUGGAUGUAAACAAGCAGAAGAAAAGCAUUGUUAAGGAAGGGCUAACUAAAAUCGCUGAUUAUGACAACCAGGAGAUUUAUGUCCCUCCUGGAGGCACAAAUAACAUGACAAUUAUGAAUUCUCAUACCAGGAAGUCGUUCAAGUCUAUCGAUGUGACCAGUUCUGUAAAUAAGUUAGUUAAGAAAUCUGAAAUAAAUCCAGAAGUAGCAGCCUUGUACAAGAAAUAUGGUGUAUUUAGCAUGAUUACAAAGACAAGGCCUCAUUCUGGUUAUAAGGAUAAAAUUAAAAUAAAAGAGAAUCGGAUAGCAGCAGGGGCAGGUUUCAGAGGUGCUUAUCUGGUCAACAAGCAGAAGCUAAAGGUAAACCUCAAGCGGCCAGAGUCGAAGAGCACUGAUCACUUUGGGAGCAGGAAAUAAGAAUUGCCAGAUUCAUGAAAAAUUAAACGGACU
Messenger RNA from Moneuplotes crassus, 1555 nucleotides. Lineage: Eukaryota; Ciliophora; Spirotrichea; Euplotida; Euplotidae. The record is from the annotation of a GenBank genome assembly.